Epinephelus moara (kelp grouper) is the source of this 2830-nucleotide messenger RNA. It is a transcript of the gene ipcef1, whose product is annotated as interaction protein for cytohesin exchange factors 1. The coding region runs from base 169 to 1482 and encodes 437 amino acids. Lineage: Eukaryota; Metazoa; Chordata; Actinopteri; Perciformes; Serranidae. The record is from RefSeq and is a predicted model, not a curated record. The transcript is spliced from 11 exons.
GAUACACAGAGGUUUAGUUUAGAUAAGAGCUGUUACCAGUGGUUUGCUGCUGUUGUGUGAGCUUAAAGAGUGAUAGGAGAUACUGAUACGAUCCUGUGUUUGGACUUGAUGUGAAUCUGUGAAGUUUUAAAGCACCAGGCUGCAUUCCCUAUAUCUGUGCCCCCCUCCAUGGCUGCCGACGACUACAAUCCUGUCUCCCUCCGUCACAAAUCCAAGAGGAAGACUCGAGGAGGCAAUGGUACAAUGAGCAGGAGAAGGAUCUCGGUCAAAGAGCUGGGUCAGCCGGACCAUCAGGGCUGGCUGUACAGGAAGAAGGAGAGUAAAGGCUUCCUGGGUAUCAAAUGGAAGAAGUACUGGUUUGUGCUGAAGAAGACGGCUCUCUACUGGUACUCCAACCAGCUGGCAGAAAAGGCUGAAGGCUACAUUGACCUCACCAACUUCAUGAUUGACAGAGCCAUAGAGUGCAAGAAGAAACAUGCGUUCAAAGCUUGCCACCCACAGGUCAUGAUGUUCUAUUUUGCUGCUGAGAGCCACGAGGAGAUGAACUUAUGGUUGAAUAAACUCGGGCUAGCCUCCAUUCAAUAUGAGCCAACAGAACGAAGCACUGCAGUCGAGUGUUAUAGUGAAGCCAGUGACCAUGAAGAAGCUGAAAGCACAGAGAUCCCCCCUCCACCAUACUCUGAACAAACCCUGCGGGACUCCGUGGAUGCAUCCGGUCCACCUGGAAGCACGCAUCAGGGUACCCUUCCUCCCCCCUACUCCUCAGCAGUCCCCAGCGAAGCCAACGGUUCACUCUCGUCCCCCGUCAGUACGAUGACAUCACAGAGCUCCUCCUCGUCGCUCGCCAAGCAGCGGCAGUCCUGGCUGGACCUGGUCUCGCAGGCAUCCCCUCCUGCUGGGGAGACAGCAGUGGUGUGCUCAGUUCAAGUACACUCGCAUCAACCUCCGCACGAGGAGACGGAAGAAGAGGAUGACUCCCAGGUGUUGGAGAGCUCGUCUCAUCAGGACCCGUCGGAAACAGAGUCCAAUGAGGAAAGCCCUGCUGCGGAGGGGGAGGCACAGAGGGUGGUUUCAGGUGCUGGAAGUGAAGGGGAAUGUGGGAACAGCUCAGAUGAGAUGGAGAAGCUGUAUAUUCAUCUAAAAGAGGCCAGCCUCUCGCCAAUAGGGGAUCGGAAACCAUCCACGAAAAGGGAAUUCAGGGCCUCCUUCGUAAAACGCUGUAAAAACCAGACUGUCAAUGAUCGACUGCACCUUAUCAGGACUCUCAACAGCACAUUAAAGUCAAAGGAGGCAGACCUACAGGCAAUAGAGCAGGUGUUGUCGGACCCAGGGUUGACCUCAGGCAAGUUCAGAGAGUGGAAGGAGGCCAAUGCACCUUUGGUGCAGGAGAUCUGUGCCAAACAGGACCAGCAGGUGGCAUCAGAGGCCACAAAAGCUGCAGCAUCAGUCAUUGCUGCUCCUGUGGUGGAAACCAGUUUAUAAAGACUCCUGAUGACUGAUUUUACUGUGUCUGGACUCGGAGGAUUUCACACCCACAUACCUUGGACACACACAGACUACUGUUCCAUAUCAUCAGACUUUAAGUGCUGUUCAACAAGUAACUGGAUCAAUGAAGAAGAGCGUUUUUAGUUCCUAAAUGGAGAUGAUGCAGGCAUUAUAUGAUUAGCAGGUCACAUAAAAUGUGAAAUGUGUCUUAGUAUUACUUUUACUGUUUAAUUUGUAAGAUUAGCAAAUUUUGCAGAUUGUUUUUAUGUUGUAAUUCUGUAAACCUAUGCAUAAACUGUUUUAAUAAUUGGAACAACGGAGUACAUUGUAAUAAUGGAUCCAUUGUUCUCUGCAUGGAAACACUUGUUUUUACGGUAUGUUUUAUCGACUUUGAUUUCGUCAGAAGUGAAUACUUUUUAACUGUUGUUGUUCAGUCGAUUAUUGGUGCCAUGCAUCAUCACUGCCUGUUACACAUGUGUUUUCCAGCAACUAUUUUGAAUUACUGGUCCGUGUUGUUCGCCUUAGAAAUUGUCAAACUUAGCGUCAAGACUUUAUAAACUGAACACCAGGGCCUGCACUAACAGAAUAAAAGUUGGUCAUGAUAAUUUCAGAUUUAAAUUUUUAAGAGUCAGUGUGAAAUCAUUGUUACCAGAGUAAUUUAAAGCCAAUAAAUAAAAAAAAUCACUUCUUUUUCAGUUGAAACUGUAAUGUAAUUAUGUAAUAUACUUCAUGAAAACAAACUUUUCUAAGAUGAAGAAUUCCAACCUUAAUGCAAACAUGCUAUGGAGUUUUUUUUUUACCACAAAUAGUGACAAUAACAGACAUCUUAAUUUAUAUUUUAGUGCAAAUGUGAUAAAGACUUUAUCACUAACCAAUACCAAUGGUCUUUACAGUCUAUUGGACUUAAGACAGGAUGUAGCAGUAUUAGUUUGCAUUUAAACCUAGGAUGCAUGGUUGAUAAUUCUCAGGAUAAAAAAAUAAAUAUUGUUCUUUGAGGCAGACCACCCUAGGCCCUUUAUAAACAAGACUCUACUAGUUACACAUACACAAAUGAUUAGGAAGUCAUUCAGAUACAGACAUCGGGCAUUAUGUGACUGAGCAGAGCCACAGGUUUAGAAAAAGGCCAGCAGACUAUUAACCUGCUGGUAGGGGCCCAACCAAGGAUCGGGCACAAAGACAUUUUUUUUUCUGAGUUAUGUUUCAUCUGAUGUGCAUAUUAAAUAAUAGCUCAGUGUAAAUAGCUGUAAAUUAAAGUGUGAUGUCAAUUCUCUUUGUUGUAGAUUCUGGUAUGAAAGUCAGUGUGCUUGUUUGUUUACAGGGAAAUAAAGUGUUAAUACAAGACUGA